AUGGCUCCAAAACUAUUCAAAUCAAUCAACAAACUGAUCCUCUAUUUAUCGAUCCUCGCCGCCGCAGUCUGCAUUGCCACCUUCUCCAAAGCCUACUCUCUCAAAUCCUUCCUCCGCCCCGACGCCUCCAGCACCCACGCCGCCUUCUUCCCGUCCCACGUCAACGAGCAAGAGAUCACGCAGACUCUCAACCUAGUCAUCCACAAGCUCCGGCACGAGCUCGACCAAAUGCGCGUCCUGCCACACGACACGCCCCUGCGCUCCAAGCACGCGCCUCUUUUGGCCGACGUGCUUGGCCUAAUUGAGUCCGUCCGCGACUCCCUGUCUGUCUCCCCAUCCCUGGAUAGGGAUCCGGAUCAGGAGGCGCGAACUGCGCAGUUCGCGCCUGCUGACCAUUUCCUGACAGAGGAGAUCAGGAAAUACAUCCUGGUCAAGCCCAACAGGCUUGGGAAACAGAACUUCAUGGGAGCCAAUGGCACGUUCACGAGCAUCGGCCACGGGUGCUUUGCCGCGAGAGAUGAGCUGGAAUCCUACAUGGAUUACGACAUAGGCGACGUGUGCAACGACGACUGGAAACUAGCUCAAAAACUCAUGAUCCACGGCUGCGAUCCCCUGCCCCGGAGGCGCUGCUACGCCCGUGCUCCUCAGAUCUACACGCGGCCGCUCCCGAUGAACGAGUCCCUCUGGAAGCUUCCGGACGACCGGAACGUGCGAUGGGGCGGUUACCGCUGCAAGAACUUCACAUGCUUGGCUAGCAAUGUCACAAAAAAGGGGUUCUUCAAAUGUGCAGAGUGUUUCAAUUUGGUUGAUCAUGAAUCUCCAAGGUGGAUCAACCCAGUGUACCAGAAUCCUAACGUUAAUCUGACUUCGGAUUUCAUGAUCUCCGAUGUUCUUGAAUUGAAGCGCGGCGAGAUAAGGAUAGGGCUCGAUUUCAGCGUGGGGACGGGGACGUUUGCAGCGCGGAUGAGGGAGCACAAUGUGACUAUAGUGACUGCUACGGUCAAUCUUGGCGCUCCAUUCAAUGAGAUGAUCGCGCUGCGGGGGCUGGUCCCGUUGUACGUGACGGUGAAUCAGAGGCUGCCGUUCUUCGACAACACGCUGGAUCUGAUCCACACCACUCGGUUUCUGGAUGGGUGGAUUGAUCUGGUGCUGCUGGAGUUUGUGGUGUAUGAUUGGGAUAGGGUGCUGAGGCCAGGGGGAUUGCUGUGGAUUGAUAGCUUCUUUUGUUUGAAGGAGGAUUUGGAUGAGUAUUUAGGGGUGUUUGGGAUGAUGAGGUAUAAGAGACAUGAGUGGAUUGUGGUGCCUAAGUUUGAUAAGAAUGAUGACAGAGAGGUCUUCUUUUCUGCUGUCUUGGAGAAACCAUCUAGGCCAUUUAGAUGA
Molecule: messenger RNA, 1380 nt
Organism: Salvia splendens (bonfire salvia)
Lineage: Eukaryota; Viridiplantae; Streptophyta; Magnoliopsida; Lamiales; Lamiaceae
Product: probable methyltransferase At1g29790
Exons: 1
Coding region: 1-1380 (459 amino acids)
Molecular function (GO): methyltransferase activity
Source: RefSeq, a predicted model, not a curated record